Molecule: messenger RNA, 1632 nt
Organism: Fomitopsis serialis
Lineage: Eukaryota; Fungi; Basidiomycota; Agaricomycetes; Polyporales; Fomitopsidaceae
Product: DHBP synthase RibB-like alpha/beta domain-containing protein
Exons: 6
Coding region: 1-1632 (543 amino acids)
Biological process (GO): spliceosomal snRNP assembly; regulation of translational fidelity; mRNA splicing, via spliceosome
Cellular component (GO): U1 snRNP; cytoplasm; nucleus
Molecular function (GO): double-stranded RNA binding; nucleotidyltransferase activity; tRNA binding
Source: RefSeq, a predicted model, not a curated record
AUGCCGAAACACUACUGCGACUAUUGUGAUGUCUUCUUGACACACGACUCGGCAUCUGUUCGCAAAGCCCACAACAGUGGUCGUAACCAUCUCGCGAACGUUAGGGACUACUAUGCUUCACUCGGCCAUGACAAGGCGCAGAGCAUCAUUGAUCAGAUUACUUCAGCGUACGAGUCCAGUGGUGGCCCCCCUCCCGGUGGCUUUGGCUUUGGACCUCAGCAUCUAGCACCCCCCGCCGGCUACGGAGGGCCUCCAAUGGGAUUCGGAGGUCCUGGAUUUGGCGGUCCCCCGGGUGCCCGCCCGCCAUUCCCACCGCCUGGUAUGAUGGGUCCUCCAGGUGCGCCUCCUUUUCCGCCGAAUGGUUCGAUGCCUCCUCCCGGUAUGGGUCCUCCAGGUAUGCUACCUCCAGGUAUGGGUGCUUCUGGUGCCAAGAUGGCGUACUCUACCGAGGUUCUGCGGUGCGACCCGUCUUCCAUCUCCUUCGACGCUACAGGAACGCCGGUGAUAUCAUCCCAGGCGACCGCGGAAGCGCUUCAGCGUGCGGCCAGACUAGUCAAAGACAAGCAGACAGUAGCCUUCCCGACGGAGACUGUGUACGGGCUUGGCGCAGAUGCACUCGACGCCGAGGCAUCUUCAAGAAUCUAUGCAGCCAAGGGGCGACCGCCAGACAACCCGUUGAUCGCCCAUGUCUCGUCACGCGAGAUGCUGCAGAGACUCCUUCCGGUGUCCUACACCAUUCCUCCCAUUUACGAGGUUCUCAUUCGACACCUCUGGCCUGGGCCUCUCACACUCCUCUUUCCGACCAAUCCCGACGUAGUCCCUUCCCUCAUCACGGCCAACCAGCCCACUGUCGCGAUCCGAAUGCCGUCUCAUCCGGUAGCACGAGCCCUCAUUGCUCUCGCGGACACAGCCGUCGCGGCGCCGAGCGCGAACUCGUCUGGGCGACCUAGCCCUACCCGCGCAGAGCACGUACUCAAGGACAUGAACGGCAAGAUUGCUCUCAUCCUUGAUGGAGGCUCCUGCGACGUCGGCUUGGAGAGCACCGUGGUGGAUGGUCUCCACGAGGACGGAGAUCUCAGGGUUUUGCGACCAGGAGGCGUGACCGUGGAGGGCAUCGAGAACGCGCUUCGUGCGGAGAUGCAGGACGGCGCGACCAUCCCGAGGGUGCUCGUACACCGACGCGACUUCCGUGAUGAGGCUAUGGAGCAGGCACCGACGACGCCUGGUAUGAAAUACCGACAUUACUCGCCAACAGUGCCAGUCGUCUUGCUGAAGACUUCUGCACCACCGUCCUCGACACAGACUCAAAGUGUCGAGGCUUUCCUGGAUUCUAUACUCAAAGAACGGACAUCCAGCGAGCGGCCCCGGAUAGGUCUAAUGGUACCAUCCGACUCGUCGUUGCUUGCGCGCAUGACCGCUUUUGACGGCGUUGAGUGGGUCCCUCACCUACUUGGUCGGCUAUCGGAGCCGGGGGUCUCGGCCCAACGACUGUUCGAUGGGUUGCUGACCCUGGACAACGCCGGGGUCGACCUCAUUGUUGUGGAGGGGAUCAAGGAACAGAGGGAGGGGCUGGCCUUCAUGAAUCGGGUCAAUAAGGCGGCGGGUCAGACGGUGUGGAUAGACGACUCGUAG